Molecule: messenger RNA, 1053 nt
Organism: Arthroderma uncinatum
Lineage: Eukaryota; Fungi; Ascomycota; Eurotiomycetes; Onygenales; Arthrodermataceae
Product: inhibitor of growth protein 3
Exons: 1
Coding region: 1-1053 (350 amino acids)
Biological process (GO): regulation of DNA-templated transcription
Cellular component (GO): nucleus; Rpd3L-Expanded complex; Rpd3L complex
Source: RefSeq, a predicted model, not a curated record
AUGGACCGGUGCCAGAUACUACAGGAUGAGAAGGUUAUCCUGAGCGACAAGGCAAGCAUCCUCCUCGAUCGGCAUAUUAAGAGACUGGACGUGAAGAUCCGAGAGCUACAAAAUGACGGCCUCCUUUCAAACGACCCGCCGAUUCCGUCUCUCUUCCAGAACAGGGAUCUUUAUCGUGAACCUCCCAAGGCAAUAUUUCCCGAUGCCGCCACCAACGAAGGAUCUUAUUCCUCUCCGCUAAAUCCCGCGUCGGCAAACGCGAAUUUGCAAUUUAACAUUGCCCAACGGCUAAAUAAUGUUACCUCCCGUGCAUCAGUGGGACCUGGAGCUGCUACCCAGGCUGCUGCUCGAAACUCGGCUCCCGCCUCACCGGCAGCCACAGCUCUGCACCAGCAACGACGUGAGUCAUCGGCAGGAGCAGCAGAUAGUAAGCGGCGCCGACUGAAUACGUCCAUUAAUACGCUGCCUGUUGCGCCAUCGAAUUUACGUCAGUCGUCUACUGGCCCAGGAACCCCCAAGGCUGGAACACCGGGGGUAUCACGGGCUGGUAGCGCUGGCCCCCGUUCAACGACGGGAGUGAAGAAACCCACUACUAAAAAGGUUGCGCCACACCAACAAGUGCGCAAGAUAAAGGCUCAUAAUGCACCUGGAAAAUCAACGAAGCGGUCUUCAAGCAGCAAUCGGUUGAAACCAGUAUCUGGCAAUGGGGGCUCACGGAAGAAAUCUCGAUCUCCUGCCGCCGGUGUCGCUGAUGAGGACGAGGACGAAUCUAUGCUCAGCAGUGCCGACAUAUCUGAUUCGGAAAAUGUCCAUGUGUCUCGCCGGCAGAUGGCACGGUCCUCGCAAGAGGAUGCGGAUGACGACGAUGAUGAAGAGGGCGGCGAAGACACAAAGACGUACUGUACUUGCCGUAGUGUGAGCCACGGAGACAUGGUUGCUUGCGACAACGAUAACUGUCCGUAUGAGUGGUUUCAUUGGAAGUGUGUUGGGCUUACGAGGGAGCCUUUGGGGACUUGGUACUGUGAUGAGUGUCGCAAGAAUUUGGGCAAAUAA